Messenger RNA from Prunus avium (sweet cherry), 1271 nucleotides. RefSeq names its product chloroplast envelope quinone oxidoreductase homolog. Lineage: Eukaryota; Viridiplantae; Streptophyta; Magnoliopsida; Rosales; Rosaceae. Gene Ontology annotation, molecular function: oxidoreductase activity. The record is from RefSeq and is a predicted model, not a curated record.
UUGAUUCAAUUUUCGGCCAACACAUUGUAAAAAUCAAAACUUUUUCAAAGAAAGCACAACCUAUAGCACUUUUCAAAGAAAGCACAGCCUAUAUAUACGUCAAAACCAUUCCACAAGAAUCUAUUAACACGUCCCCUCUCUCUCUCUCUCUCUCUCGUCUGUCUCUGCUAACUCAGGGUAUGACAUUGGCAGCCAUGGUGUCAAAGCUUAUGCGUGCGGUUCAGUACAACAGCUAUGGUGGAGGAGCUUCUGGUUUAAAGCAUGUAGAGGUUCCAGUGCCCACUCCAAAGAAAGGUGAUAUCUUGCUGAAAUUGGAAGCAGCUACUAUAAACCCGGUUGAUUGGAGAAUUCAGAAAGGCAAGUUGCGGCCUUUUUUUCCACCCAAAUUCCCUCAUAUACCUGCUACUGAUGUUGCUGGAGAGGUUGUAGAAGUUGGAAAAGGGGUCCAAAAGUUCAAACCGGGCGACAAAGUUGUGGCAUAUCUCACCCUCGCUAAUGGAGGUGGAAUGGCUGAGUUUGUCACAGCUAGUGAGAGCUUGACAGUUGCCAGGCCACCUGAAGUUUCAGCAGCUCAAGGUGCAGGCUUACCUAUUGCUGGUCUCACAGCUCUGGCUCUCACCCAAGCUGCAGGGCUUAAUCUCGACGGAAGUGGCCAGAAAAAGAACGUCUUGAUUACUGCUGCCUCUGGUGGUGUGGGCCAUUAUGCAGUCCAACUAGCAAAGCUCGGAAACACUCAUGUUACAGCCACAUGCGGUGCUCGUAACAUCGAAUUUAUCAAGAGCUUGGGGGCAGAUGAGGUUCUUGACUACAAGACCCCAGAAGGAGCAGCUCUGAAUAGCCCAUCUGGUAGGAAAUAUGACAUCGUUUUCCAUUGUGCAAUAACGGGCAUUCCCUGGUCAACUUUCAAACCUAAUUUGAGCGCCAACGGGAAGGUUAUAAACAUUACUCCUGGUCCAAGUACCUGGGCUACUAUUGCUCAGAACAAACUCACCUUCUCCAAGAAGCAGCUGGUGCCACUGCUCAUGAGUGCUAAGAGUGAGAACCUUGAUUAUCUUAUCAAGUUAGUGAAGGAAGGAAAGCUCAAGACAGUGAUCGACUCUAAGCACCCUCUAAGCAAGGCUGAAGAUGCUUGGGCUAAGAGUAUUGAUGGACAUGCAACUGGGAAGAUAAUUGUGGAGCCUUAAGUAGAAAACUGUAGUGGGAUAUAAACUUCAUGUCUUUAAUGGGAGUCGUUUGUUUUUUGGUCGAAAUAAUGGAAGUCGUUUGAUACA